AUGGAGACCUUGGUAAGGGUCCAAGUGGGAAAUUCAAUAACUGACCCGGUUACAGUGAACUCGGGGCUAAGACAAGGCGAUUCGUUGUCGCCGAUUCUGUUCAACGUGGUUUUGGAAAUGGUAAUUAGAGAAAUGAAAAUAGAACCUCAAGAGGAUAUUAGACUACAAGACAUGUCGAUAGGUUUAUGGUUAUGCUGA
Messenger RNA from Cinara cedri, 198 nucleotides. NCBI's taxonomy places the organism in Eukaryota, Metazoa, Arthropoda, Insecta, Hemiptera, Aphididae. The record is from the annotation of a GenBank genome assembly.